Messenger RNA from Selaginella moellendorffii, 1367 nucleotides. Its product is annotated as AMSH-like ubiquitin thioesterase 2. The transcript is spliced from 15 exons. Gene Ontology annotation, molecular function: metal-dependent deubiquitinase activity; K63-linked deubiquitinase activity; protein binding. Gene Ontology annotation, cellular component: endosome; membrane. NCBI's taxonomy places the organism in Eukaryota, Viridiplantae, Streptophyta, Lycopodiopsida, Selaginellales, Selaginellaceae. Gene Ontology annotation, biological process: protein K63-linked deubiquitination. Bases 22 to 1290 code for a protein of 422 amino acids. The record is from RefSeq and is a predicted model, not a curated record.
AAGGUUUGAGGGGGGAGAGCGAUGAAUAUCGCGGAGAGCGCGCCCAAGCUGGAGGUGAAUCAGCGCCUGCCGCUGCGGCACUACUACAGGAUCGCCGAUAAUCUGCUGCGCCAGGCGAGAAUCUAUAGGAGCGAGAAGAAUGUGCUCGAGCUCUACAUCCUCCUGCUGAGAUUCACAAGCUUGGUGAUCGACACGAUCCCAGCUCACAAUGAGUACAAGCGCUUUUCGGAUUCACAGAAGGCUCUUCUCCGGCAGAGGGUUUUGGAAGCGCUGGCCGAGCUGGAAAGCUUGAAGCCUCUUGUCAAGAAAGCUUUGGAAGCUCCUUUCCCGGUGAAGAGAAAUGCGUCUCUUGAGUACAAUAAGUACGAUCCCAAUCCUGCAAAGAAUAGAUGGCAAACCAGUCCCCAGACUAACUGGCAAAACACAUGGCAAGGAACUGCGAGGCCAAGAGAUGAGACACUCUCUAGACAUUCUUAUUUUACGUUGCCGAGCAGGAAACCGAUGGAGCAACCUAUCAAAGUGACGUAUCCAAGCUAUAUUGAUGUAUCGCAUAUCGAGAUCCCAAGUUUUGACCAGAACUCCUUCUCUGUGUCUUCGUCAGAACCAACAGCCUUACCACCUCAGUACAGUCUUGUUAAUCAGCUCGCUCCUCCUCCCGUUCCGGUUCCUGUACAAAACGUUCAAUGCUUGCCGCCCACUACAGUGGCUGAUCCAAGACCAGGGUCUCCCAAGGUUUCCAAUGAAAAGGGACCAAAGCACUUAUACGUUUCUCCAACUAUGAUGGAGGAGUUCCUUGCACUAGCUCGUCACAAUACGCAAAAGAAUUUGGAAACCUGCGGAGUCCUGGCCGGUUUUCUUGAAAAGGGUAUGUUCUCUGUGACAACUCUGAUUAUCCCGAAGCAGGAAGCGACGUCAGAUUCGUGCCAAACGGUCAACGAGGAGGAACUAUUCGAAGUUCAAGACAAACGGAAUCUAUUCCAGCUUGGAUGGAUACACACGCAUCCAACGCAAACGUGUUUUAUGUCGUCAAUAGAUCUUCACACGCACUACUCCUACCAGGUAAUGCUGCAGGAGGCAAUUGCGAUCGUCAUGGCUCCCACCGACGAAGAAAGGUCCUUCGGCAUUUUUCGGCUGUCCGAGCCUGGCGGCAUGGAAGCUAUCCAGCAGUGCGACCAACGAGGAUUUCAUCCACACGACGAGCCGGCCAACGGAGGCUCCAUAUACGAUCACUGUUCCCAUGUCUACAUGAAUCCCAGCUUAAGAUUCGAUAUAGUCGACUUGAGAAUAUGAACACUUUGGACAUUCCUACCAUGUUAGAAUAUGAGCACUUUGAUCUCAAAUAUUAAGUCAUGUAAAACUCUAGCGGA